This is a messenger RNA of Condylostylus longicornis, 549 nucleotides long. RefSeq names its product ubiquitin-related modifier 1 homolog (gene Urm1). Bases 162 to 467 code for a protein of 101 amino acids. Lineage: Eukaryota; Metazoa; Arthropoda; Insecta; Diptera; Dolichopodidae. The transcript has 5 exons. Gene Ontology annotation, biological process: tRNA thio-modification; protein urmylation. Gene Ontology annotation, cellular component: nucleus; cytoplasm. Gene Ontology annotation, molecular function: protein tag activity. The record is from RefSeq and is a predicted model, not a curated record.
UUGCAUGUGUUUUCUGUUUAUUGUUUAUUUACUUGUAGAAAACGAAAUUGUUAUGAAUCACAGUUGUCCUGCAAAAUUUAGAAUAAAAACUAUUACGAAAAAUAAUUGGAAUUUCUAUAAAACUUUAACUGCAUUUACAAAUUUAAUACACUAAUUAAGGAAUGGCUGAAAGUAAAUUGGAUAUAAUUUUAGAAUUCAGCGGAGGAGCAGAAACUUUGUUCGAAGGAAUUAAAAAAAGAACUGUGUCUUUAAAUGGUAAUAAGAAAUGGACAGUAAAGGAGUUUCUAGUUUAUUUAAAAAAUGAAUUACUAAAAGGAAAUGAAGAAUUAUUUAUUCAAGCAGAUUCAGUUCGACCCGGAAUAUUGAUACUAAUUAAUGAUACUGAUUGGGAAUUAAUGGGUGAACUAGACUAUGAAUUACAACAUAAAGACAACAUUUUGUUCAUUUCAACUCUUCACGGUGGUUAAAUAAUACCCAGUUACCUACCUUAAAAUAAGCUACUGUACUUUUAUAAAUUAAAUAAAAAAAUAUCUAUAAAUUAAUUUUUUU